UGGUGGUGGUGACGAUGGGGUGUAGGGUUUACUUUCCUCGAAGGUGAGAGAGUCUGUUAACUGCUGCCGGUGGAUUAUCGGGUUCAAACAGCCACUCCCUGGAGGAUUAAACGUACACGGUGCACACGGGCCGCACGGGGGACCAGGACUCCACAGCUUCAUGACUUCAGCAGAUUCAUAAGAUGUGGCCAAAGAUGCGGGGCCACGAUUUAUCUGCAGAAUCUCUUACCCACACAGAACAUAAAGACCCACAGAGCACGAGACUGAAACCCAGGACCUAAUCUGUUAAGGGAUUUGACCAUUUUGGCGUCUGUUUUUUGCUUUUUCUUCAACGAGUCUAUGUAUGGAUUUUAAUGAGGACCAAGGGAAACGUGUACACGGAGCCUCAUAGUCCAGAGAUCUUCACCCCUCCGGCAGCAGCAUGGAUCUGCCCCAGGACCAGCGUUCGGACUGGGGCUCAGUCCAUCCCAGUGUCUCUUCCCUGCUGCAGCAUGACGGCUCUCAGCAAAGCAUCAAUCACACCUACAACCUGCACGGCUCUCUCAUGCUGCCCCCUACCUUCAGCACCCCAAUGGCGCCCCUCCAUCAACCUCUGCCCUCUCUGCUCCCCUCCUCCUUCAUUCCAUACUCCGCCCUCAUCCCCUCCCCUCUCCUCUCCACCAUCUCCCCCCUGUCCUUUCGACAAACGUCCUCUUCUGUCGACCAACCCUCCUCGUCCUCCUCUCUUUUGUCCGCGUCCACCUUUUCCUCUAAUGACUUGGCGAACCUGGAGAGCAUGUUGCUCUGGACGCUCCACGAGCCCAGCACCAUCGCUCUGACCAUCAUGUACUGCCUCUCCUUCAUUUUGGGAUUCAUCGGGAAUUUAAUGUCCUUGCGCGUCCUCACCAACAGGCACAACCGACGGCUAGCCAGCGUCAGUGCCACGCGCAGUCUGCUGGUCAACCUGGCGGUGUGCGACCUGGCCGUGGUGUGCGUGUGCAUGCCCAUCACGCUCGGGAGCCAGAUCUACACGGCCUGGGUGUAUGGCGACCUCCUCUGUCGAGCUGUGCCCUUUACGCAAGCCGUCUCAGUGUCAGCCAGCGUGCUAACGCUGACGGUGAUCAGUGUGAACCGCUACUACAGCGUCCAGUCACCGCUGCGAGCUCGCUCCAUGUUCACCCGCCGCCGAAUCCUGGCAACCGUCGCCGUGGUGUGGGUGGUGUCCUCGAUCAUGUGCGCUCCCAUUGCGGUGAUGAACCGGCGGCGGGAGAUCAGCUUCGGGACGUUCGCCAUCUUGGUCUGUCAGGAGGAGUGGCCUCAGCAUCGCCUUAAACAAGGAUACAAUGUGCUACUGUUCAUGAUGCUCUACUGCUUGCCAGUGACCUUUAACCUCAGCAUAGGCUUCCUGACCGGGAGGCGGCUUUGGGGAGGAAAGAAAUCCACCUUCGGGGAUCUCGAUCCUCGCAGCCAAGCUCUGCACACCUCGCGCCUCAAGACUCGGCAGAAGAUCGCCAAGAUGGUGGUGUGCCUGGUGCUGCUGUUCGCCAUCUCCUGGCUGCCGCUGUACUUGGCCGACCUUUGGAUCGACUGCGAGCAGAGGCCGCCCUCUUGGCUGCUGCAGACGCGGCCGUUCGCCCAGUGGCUGGGCCUGACAAACUCCAGCCUUAACCCCAUCUGUUACUGUUUCAUUGGAGAUCUGUAUCGCUCAGCGAGGGUCAUACGGACGCGAUACUACCAGAAGGUCGCCGCUAUCUUUGGCUCCUCCUCAUUCUCCACCACUGCUGCAGUGGUGUCCUCUGCCGCAGUGAUUAAAGACACCAAAGUGACUGCCGCUGAGCACCGCCAUAUUUCUGCUGCUGCUGUUGCAGCGUCUGCAUCAAUGGUGACAAUCCCCAGGCUGUUGAGCUUGGCUCGAGGCCAGGGGCUGGGGCAGAGGGUCAGAGACAGUUCAGACAGCCGAGCAGGAUCCGACCACAGCAUCUCGGACUGGUGUCGAUCCAGUCCCAGUCUGUGGGACAGCUCCUUGUUCCCCUGCCAGCUCCACACGCUCCAGCACUCCAUACAAAGGGCAGAGUUCCUGCCCACAAGAAGACACUCAGUGAAUGAGAACGCAGGAUCAUUAACUUUACAAAUCGAGUCGUUGGAAAUAGAUGUGCUGCCUCUGAGGAGUCAUUCCGGAGACAGAAUACAUUGUCUGACGGCUGAUAAGAGAGACACCAUCACCAUGGGAAGAGACGCUCUCUGUUUUACUGGGCAGUACAAAAGAAAACCAUCAGAGACCUACUCUCUGGUAGGAGACAAUGAGGAUGAAAUAACCGAUAUGACCAGCCUGUGAAAGCUGCGGAUUAUCGGAUGCAUCAGGGAGGAAGGAAGGAAUUUGUCCUUCUCUUUUGGUCCGGCAGGCAGCAAAAACACACACAGCUCCACAGAUUCACAGUUUGCCGUUGACGUGUAGGUCAGUCUCUUGCGAAAAGCCAUUGUUUGACUUGAGGAUGAACUGACGUGGCGGACUCUCUCCCUCUUUCUGCGUAGUCGCUCUUCGUAUCACCUAAAGCACAGGGGACCCAGCACCAGUGUUUGCACUGAUGAGGCCUUUGAAGGCCGGUAGAGGCAGCGGAGAUGGAGUGAGCGCUGCAGGGGAAGGGUUGCAGUGCUAUUUAGCCCUGGGCUACAACGCACCAGUAAGAAGGAUGGAUUGCAGCAAUGCACUAUUAUAGUUGAGUCAUAUCACGAGCGAUGAAGCUGCUACGUCACAUUUGCUUCAGAACAAUUACCCAGCGGGAUGUAAAAGUGUGAUUGUCAUUGGUUGUAUUUGCUCCGGAAAGGAAAUGUAAAGCUCUUUGUCACAAUGCGAUGUGCCCGUUGUUCACGUGUGCAGUCAUACAGAUGAUAUGUGGGGGAAUAAGAAAAACACAGUGUGUGAGGCAGAAAAUGAAAAACCUCAGAGCACAGUGACCAGUUUUGAUUUUCACAUAAUAUCCUUGUGAUAUUGCAACUUUUCAGGUUGGUGUGAUUUUCUGAAUGCCUCCAAGAGAAGCAGGAUUACCUCGAUCAAAGGAAGUGUUAAGAAUCAAAAAAAUUAAAGAAAUAAAGACCCUGGUUUUCUCAUGUUUUUUAAUCAGGCGUGAAGAUUA
Messenger RNA from Hippoglossus stenolepis (Pacific halibut), 3113 nucleotides. RefSeq names its product prolactin-releasing peptide receptor. Gene Ontology annotation, molecular function: G protein-coupled receptor activity; peptide binding. The record is from RefSeq and is a predicted model, not a curated record. Lineage: Eukaryota; Metazoa; Chordata; Actinopteri; Pleuronectiformes; Pleuronectidae. Bases 422 to 2314 code for a protein of 630 amino acids. Gene Ontology annotation, cellular component: membrane. Gene Ontology annotation, biological process: neuropeptide signaling pathway. The transcript has 2 exons.